Alosa alosa (allis shad) is the source of this 1979-nucleotide messenger RNA. RefSeq lists its product as uncharacterized. NCBI's taxonomy places the organism in Eukaryota, Metazoa, Chordata, Actinopteri, Clupeiformes, Clupeidae. Bases 171 to 1826 code for a protein of 551 amino acids. The transcript is spliced from 3 exons. The record is from RefSeq and is a predicted model, not a curated record.
CGCGCACCAGCGCUUGCUUUGCGUCUCCCUGCGUCAUAAAGAAGCAGCGUCACAUCAGACUAGUGGUAGGCCUAUCUUUCUUUUCAGGACCAGUUUCACUUUUCCGGAACAGCCACAGUUUUGAUUUGUGUUUGACUAAUCCGACCACCAUAUUGGGUGGAUACUCGGAAAUGUUAAACACAAACUUCAGAUUUCGUGUCCCAAAGACCUUAGGAACAUUUCCUGAAUUUGUUGUUGAGGAAAGAUUUGGAUUAAUCUCAUAUGAUAAUGCCCAUAUUGUGCUAGCUAUACUUUGCUGCUAUAUACUCUGGAGACUUAUUGGAUCCUGGGGAAUCUUCAGUGAGGAUGGAUCAGAGCCCCUCAGGAAGCGUAGACAUUAUGGUAGUAUCGGUGGCAUGGAUGCCAUUCUCACUUUCUACAACAGGAUUAUACAGCGACUGGAAAAGUAUGAAGUGCAACUCAAACAGUGCAGCCUCCAAGACUCGUCAUCCUCUGAUUUUUCCUCCUCGUAUUACGAGCCGUCCUUUUCGGGAUGCAGCAGUAGAUCCACCUCACAGAAGAGUGGCAGUUGUAGACAGAGCGGCUCCAGCAUCCACUCGAGAAGUAGGAGACCCAGUACUCGGCAUCUACACCGACAACAAAGCAAGACAAGCUUUUACCAAGCCAAUCCUCACCAUGUACCAGAAGAAUUAAGGAAUUCUUCUGUUUUGUUGGCCUUGGAGCAUCUGCCUUGUAGUCAGCCAACUCACUCACAUGAGAGGCCAUUUUACUUUCACACAACAAUGUCAUCUCCAGAGGCAGCCUCCGGCAAACACGAGAUGACCGAAAGCUCCACAGUUCCCAGUGCAAGAUGUAAAGCUGAUAUUGUAACCAGACGAGCCACGUCAACAUUCCCCAAAGUCACACUACUGAGAAAAUCUCCCCGCGGGCGUUGGAAGUUUGCCAUUUUGGUUAUCCAGAUAGUGAGGAUGUUGCUUCCUGCGAGACUGAAAUAUGCCCAGAAAGCAUCUGGAGUAAAGACCACAACAGAGGACCUGACAACAGGCUCCAUUCUGCCAUCUGCUGUCUCUCCACCGACCAUCCAGCCAUCCCCUGAAAUGACCAAAGUAUCCGUAAACUCCCAGGUGUUCUUACAGAAGCUGGAAUUCCACUUGCAUCGUAAGCUGAGUGAACAACUCUGGGGGUUUCCAGAGCUUGUUGUCAAGUAUGUCGGCGAGCAGAUUGCCCUUCAGCGUUUGUCCAGCAGCACAGGUGAUGCGAGAGUUGCGCAAGGUCACAGGGAGCUGCCUGGUCACUGGCUGAAGAAGAUACAGAACAGGUAUCCGAUGAACCUCAAGGAACUGGAUGGGCCCAAACCCAAGCCGAUCUUCCAUCUGGUAGAACACCCAGAUAUCCUAAAGAACCCUGAGACUCCAUACAAAUCUCAACAGGAUGAUCACCUGGGAGAGAAAAUGGAUGCAAUAAAUGUGUGUAGCCUGAGUAUGAAGCAUGAGACAAAACUGGGCAUGAAACAACUGGACAUCAGCAACAGACAUAGGCUGGCCAACCGCCUCACCUUCCACAGACCAUCUCAUCGCUCUCACCUCAUGUCCAUCUCUGCCAUCAUCUCCACACAGACGACACAGGACGACUCUGUGAAGAAGGGGCCUCUCAAAGGAAGGCAAGCCGUAACGUUCAUAAACCAGUUCAGCCUGAACCAGAUAGAGCAGAACUUGACCCAGAAGCGCGAGGCACACCUGCAGGGGAAGCAGACUCCCUACAGCCUUUCUGUGGCAAAGAUGGCCACCGCCUCUCGACCCAAGAUCACUUCUGCCAAGCUCUCCUGAGGAAGAAAGAGGGGACGAACAUCUACUUUGUGGUUCUUAAACACAACACCCUGAAAAAGUUAAUGGACUGGCCCGUAGAAUUAUUUUAUGUAUGGCCAUAAGAACACACAUAUUUUUAUGACAACCCACAUACACCAUAAUCAAUAUAUUAAA